AUGGAAGCCGCACUCAAACACUUCUUCUCCUCCCCCCGCUUCGCCGUCGCGGGCGCGAGCUCCGACCCCACGAAAUACGGACACAAAGUCUUCGCCUGGUACCUCGACCACUCUCUUCCCGUCACGGCUAUCAACCCGCGCGCCCCGACCAUCUCCGUCCUCUCCCAGACCCACGAGACCGUCCCCUCACCGAGUAAACUUCCCGGCGACGCAUCCUCCUAUUCGCUCUCCGUGAUUACACCACCCACGGUCACGAAGCAAUUACUCAAGGAGGCGAAGGAGGCGGGGAUCUCGGCGGUGUUUUUGCAACCCGGUUCGUUUGAUACGGAAAUUUUGGAGGCUGCAAGGAAGGAUUUCAAGGCGGUAAUUGCGGGGGAAGGGGGGAGGGGGCAUGAGGGGUGGUGUGUGCUGGUGGAUGGGGAGGAGGGGUUGAGGACUGCGGGGAGGGAGUGGAGUCGGCUGUAG
Westerdykella ornata is the source of this 465-nucleotide messenger RNA. Its product is annotated as NAD(P)-binding protein. Bases 1 to 465 code for a protein of 154 amino acids. The record is from RefSeq and is a predicted model, not a curated record. Lineage: Eukaryota; Fungi; Ascomycota; Dothideomycetes; Pleosporales; Sporormiaceae. The transcript has 2 exons.